ACCUUUUGUAGAUAUAGAUAAUACUAGAUAAUAAAUUUGUUUUCGUGUAUUGUUAUAAUAAAGAGAUACCUUUAAAUUGCGAAAAUAAUUAUCAUGCUGUUGUUUCUUGAUAAUGGCGAGUUUUGAAAUUUACCAAUCGAAGCACCAAUCAAGCAGUUGCGCUCGCUUAUAUUUUCCGCAGUGAGAAAGUUCGCACUCAUUCAUCGGCAACGUCUGGCUGGCUGAAGCUUUACACGUCAAGAAUUCUGCCAUGUUGCGGCACUUGAUCAUUCUGAGUGUCCUGUUCUGGACGCAGGCCUCCGCUGCGAAGCCGUGCGCCGCGAGGGACGUGAAGAACGAGCAGCGGAUCGUGUGCGUGUGCAACGCCACGUACUGUGACACGGUCGAGCCCACCACGACAUCCCAGCUGGCGGGCAAGACCAUCCGCCACUACAUCACAUCCAAGGCUGGAAAGCGGCUCAGCGUCUCGACCAUGGCCUUCGCCAGCGCCGAAGAGAAAUCCACCGCUGCUGCCAUGGUGACGGUGAUGAGGGAUGUCAAGUACCAGGAGAUCUACGGCUUCGGGGGAGCACCCACAGACUCGGCCUCCUACAACAUCAAGCUGCUGAGCGCGGCCCUGCAGGAGCAGGUCCUGAAGUCCUACUUCGGUCCGGAGGGCAUCGGCUACACCUUCCUGCGGGUCCCGGUUGCUGGCUGCGACUUCUCCCUGAGGUACUACGAGUACGAUGACAACCACGCCGGAGAUGCCCAGCUCAAAUUCUUCAACCUGUCCAACGAGGAUUACCUCUACAAGAUCCCGGUGAUCAAGCGCGCUCAGCAGCUGGCCGGGUCGAGUCUGAAGCUGUUCUCCGCGCCGUGGUCGGCCCCCGAGUGGAUGAAGAACAUCGUCAGCACCACCAAGGCCAGCAGCCUAAAGUCCCAGUACUACUCCACUUACGCCAACUACUACGUCAAGUUUCUGCAGAUGUACGAGAAACAAGGGAUCAAGUUCUGGGGCCUAUCACCGCAGAACGAGCCCUACAACGGCCUGACGAGCGGCGGCUGGAACACCAUGGGCUGGCAGCCGGAGACGCUGCGCAACUGGCUGGUCAGCCACCUGGCCCCCAGUCUCCACGCCGCCGGCUUCAACUACCUCAAGAUCAUGGUGCUCGACGACUCCCGGGGCAAGAUGAAACUGUACGCGGACCUGAACUUCGGUAACUCGACGGUCAGCAAGCUGGUGCACGGCGGGGCCUACCACUGGUACGACAACAACGAGCAGAACCUGCUCAGUCUGGCCGAGAUCCACAAGAAGUUCCCCGACAAGUUCCUGCUCGCCACUGAAGCCUGCUACUUCCAACGAGGGUCCGUCGGUGUCAUCAUGGGAGACUGGGGAAGAGCUGCCAAAUACCUGUCAAGCAUCAUAUCGGACCUGUCCUACUGGAGCAAUGGCUGGAUCGAGUGGAACCUGGCACUAGACGAGAAGGGUGGUCCUAGCUGGUUCGGAAACUCAGCUGACGCGCCCAUUAUCACCAACAAGAAUGCCGGGGAGAUCUACAAGCAGCCUAUGUUCUACGCCAUCGCACACUUCAGCAAGUUUGUGGUGCCCGGCUCGCACCAUGUCAAGUCCGUGCUGACACAGACCACUAACCUGGAGGCCAUAGCUUUCCAGCGGCCAGACAACAUGAUGGCGGUCGUCCUUCACAACCUGGGAGCGACCCAGCUCGAGGUAGUGCUAAAGGAUUCACACAAAGGAGAGAAGACACUGCAGUUGCCUGCUUACAGUGUCAGCACUGUUUUGUACAUGUAAUAAGUGAUAAUCAAAUAUACCAUGUUCAAUGGAAAUAAAAAACCACAAUUCAUCGAUAUUUAAA
Bacillus rossius redtenbacheri is the source of this 1853-nucleotide messenger RNA. RefSeq names its product lysosomal acid glucosylceramidase-like. Bases 251 to 1789 code for a protein of 512 amino acids. Gene Ontology annotation, biological process: glucosylceramide catabolic process. The record is from RefSeq and is a predicted model, not a curated record. The transcript is spliced from 10 exons. NCBI's taxonomy places the organism in Eukaryota, Metazoa, Arthropoda, Insecta, Phasmatodea, Bacillidae. Gene Ontology annotation, molecular function: glucosylceramidase activity.